ACUACAGUUAAAUAUCGUUGACACAUACAACGACAUCAACAGCAAAUUCGAUACCACGCAGAUACACUCCUUCUUUAUCAGUCGACCCCAUGCAUCGCGGCAUGCCGGCCACAAUUUGUUAGUUAUUCUUGACCGCGACAAUGAAUUUCAUGUAAAUCACAAAAUAAAAAUUAUUAAUAUUAUUUAUUUAUCACUAGUUUAUCAACAUAAAUAUUAACAAUGAAAAGUAAAUAAUUAUCGUCAAAUGAAAAAACUAGACUUUUCGAAAUUUAUUAUUAUUAUCAAAAUAGUGGAGUAUAUUACAGACAGUGAAAGUGAGUGGUAAGCAAUUAUAUUUAGUUAUCAUAUGUAAAAAAAAAGACAAAAUAAAAACUUCUUAAUCAUUGUCGCGUACAAAUUUUUAAUAAUAUAAAUCUAUUGUUGCCAAAAAAAAAAAAAAAAAAAACAAGUAAAAAUGAUUAAAUUAAUAUUGUGUUUGUUAGUCAGUAUCGGCAUACUUGGAAUAUCAGUUGAGACUAAAAAUGAUCCUUUAAUUCGUGAAACAACAACAGGUUCAGUGCGUGGAUUGUCACGAACAGUACUUGAUCAUGAAGUACAUGUAUAUCUAGGGAUACCAUUUGCAAAACCACCAAUCGGUCCAUUGAGAUUUCGUAAACCGUUGGCAAUUGAGCCAUGGGAUGGUAUAUUAAAUGCAACAACAUUACCAAAUAGUUGUAUUCAAGAACGAUAUGAAUAUUUUCCUGGUUUUGAAGGUGAAGAAAUGUGGAAUCCAAAUACAAAUGUAUCUGAGGAUUGUUUAUAUUUAAAUAUAUGGGCACCACAAAAAUCUCGUUUACGACACAAAGAAUCCCCUGGUGGUGGAUCAACUGAAGUUAAAGGUAUGCCACUACUUGUAUGGAUAUACGGUGGUGGUUAUAUGACUGGUACGGCAACACUUGAUGUUUAUGAUGCUGAUUUUAUGGCAGCAACAAGUAAUGUUAUCAUAGCAUCAAUGCAAUAUCGUGUUGGAGCAUUUGGAUUUUUAUAUUUGAAUAAAUAUUUUGGUAAUAGUGAAGAAGCACCAGGUAAUAUGGGUUUAUGGGAUCAAGUUAUGGCAUUGAAAUGGCUAAAAGAUAACGCAGCAUCAUUUGGAGGUGAUCCAAACGCAAUAACAAUAUUUGGUGAAUCAGCUGGUGGAGGUUCAGUAUCAUUGCAUCUAAUUUCACCCGUAACGAGAGGUUUAGUAAAACGAGGUAUAUUACAAAGUGGUACAUUGAAUGCACCAUGGAGUUAUAUGACUGGUGAAAAAGCUAAUGAUGUUGCUAAAAUACUUGUUGAUGACUGUGGAUGUAAUUCAACAUUAUUAAAUGAUAAUCCAUCGAGAGUUAUGGCGUGUAUGAGAUCAGUUGACGCUAAAACAAUAUCAGUACAACAAUGGAAUAGUUAUUCAGGUAUACUUGGUUUUCCAUCAGCACCAACAAUUGAUGGUGAUUUUUUGCCAAAACAUCCACUUGAUUUAUUACGUGAAACUGAUUUUGAAGAUACUGAAAUAUUGAUCGGAAAUAAUCAAAAUGAAGGAACUUAUUUUGUUUUGUACGACUUUAUCGACUACUUCGAAAAGGAUCAGCCAACUUCGUUGGGACGGGAAAAAUUUUUGACUAUAAUCAACACGAUAUUCAAAAAUAUGACAGCUGUCGAAAGAGAAGCUAUUGCAUUUCAGUAUACUGAUUGGGAACAGCCAAAAAACGGAUUUGCAUACCAAAAAGCAGUUGCUGAUGCAGUUGGUGAUUACUUCUUUAUCUGCCCGUCAACAUUAUUUGCUCAACUUUUUGCUGAUCGAGGAAUGAAAGUCUAUUACUACUUUUUCACGCAGAGAUCGAGUACAAAUAUGUGGGGUGAAUGGAUGGGUGUAAUCCACGGUGAUGAAGUUGAAUAUGUAUUUGGCCGUCCACUCAAUACUUCUUUAAAAUACACUGAUCAUGAACGUGAUUUAUCAAUGAGAAUGAUUCAAGUCUAUUCAAACUUUGCGUUUACUGGAAAACCAACGACUGAUAAUGAUUGGCCACCAUACACCCGCGAUAAUCCACAUUAUUUUAUAUUCAACGCUGAGGUCACUGGGCAAGAUAUUGGACCAAGAUUAUCUGGUUGUGCAUUUUGGAACGAAUUUCUACCAAGGCUUGAAGGUGUACCAGAUCCAGCACCUAAAGCUUGCAACAGGGCAAUAGCAUCAAGUGUUUCAGUGGGAUCUGCAAAUCGUCAUUCAGCUGUUGUAUUGAUACUAAGUGUUCUUCUAUUUACAGGAACAAUCUAAAAUGUGCAUGUUUGAAUGCAUCUGGAAAAAAGGUCAGUGACUUGGGCCAAUAUCGAAAAUAGUGGUCAUAACAAAAAACAGACGAAUUCGAAACGAAAACAAUAUAUUUGCAAAAUAUAGAUACCUGGAGAGAAAUAUUAAAUAUGCGCUAAUGAUAUGAUCAUAUUUCAAAAUUAAAAAAAAAAAAACAAAUACGAUUGAGUUUAAAAAAUUUAAUAAAAAAACAUGAAUAGAUAAAAAAUAUAUAUUUCGUUAGACGUGAAAACCCUCAAUCCUUCGUUUGUUGUUAAAUGUGUAUAACAAUAGAUUUAAAUUGUCAUAUGUAUCCCUUGUGAAAUAUAUUUUUCGCACUUUUCUUCGGAUUAUUUCCGGGUUUCUCCAUAAUUAUUUUAUAAUUACUACUUUAUCAAAGACUAGACACGAGACCAGUUUCGAUGACUUUUCAGUUUUUUGGUUGAUGCCGAUAUGAUAGCGUGAGUUUUGACCAAGAUUCACUGAAAGUCUCGGUGUAUCGGCUUAAAAAUUUUUUACGUUUGAUUUGGGCUUGUCAGGGUUAGCGGUUGAGUGAAAAAAAAAACGUCCAGAUAUUUUGAGACAAGUUAAAAUUAUCAAUUUUCUUUCAAGUAAAUUUUCUUCUUUUUGAUGCUUAAUUGUUUCAUUAUUUUUUAUUUUCAAUAAAUCAUUCAAAAUUAACAUUGUUAUGAAUUUAAAAUAUUUCAAAAUUUACUUUUCCGGGGUGUAGACAAUCCGAUAUUGAGUUAGCUGAUACUGGGAUGAUAUUCGUAAUAUCAAAAUUUGAUUCGUGUCUCGUGUCCAGCCUUAACGGUAUCGAAACUUCUAUAAAUAUUUUGAAGUUAGGUCCGAAUUUUUUUGAAUGAAACUUUUUUUAAUAACGAAAUCUGGUAUAGUUUAACAAAUUUUCGUCUGGAUAUUUUAUAUGAAAAAUCUAGAAUAAUUAGACACAAAAAUCUGGAGAUCACAAUUGAUAUCUCGUCGUAUUUUUAACGAAUUUUUUUGGCAAGAAUUUAUAUCGUUUUUGUCCAUAAAUUCUCCUCGGAUAUGACUUACGGGGAAACCCAGAUGAUACGGGAAAAAAUCUAAAUUUUUUUUUUUACUAGGGAUAAUAUGAAUUAUAUAAAAGAUGAAUUAUAAUAACUAAAAAGCAACUCUCACAGAAGAAAAAAUGAGCCUAAAUUUCUUUGCAUAAGUUUUUUUAUAGUAUAAAUCACAUGAAGUACUACAGCCGUGAAUUAUUCGAUAAUUCACGUGUUGAUUGCAACUUGAAUCUUCCAUUCGAUACAUAUCACCUGUAACGUUAUAUUAUAAAUAGUAUAUAUUUAACAAAAAUAUAAUUAAAAAUGAAUUAAUAAAAAUAUUAUAUAAAUGAGAAUUGAAUGGAUGGAGAUAUUAUGUAGGUAUAGGUAGGUUAAUGAUGAAAAUAAAUUUUAAAAAAAACCGAUAUCUAUCUUAAACUCAAGAUCUGAUGAAUAAAAGACGAAUCAAUUCAUGUUCAAAUUUUGGUUCUCAUAUUUCAUAAGAACUUAUAUGAAAUUAUAGAAUACAGUUUUUUAGAUAAAAAAAAAAAUCAUAUUCGAGUUAUUUUAAAUUACCUUUAAAUAAUAUUUUUACAUUUUUCCAAUAAAAAAUAAUUUUUUUUACUUCAUUUUUUUGGUUCAACUGUCAUUACUUAGGUCAUAAAUUUUAUCGUAUACGAUCGAGUGUAAUAUUAUGAGAUUGUUCGUUAUUACAUUAACGCUUUACUUUCACUGUCUCACUUCUAUUCGAGCAUGCUAUGCCGUAAUGAUAAAAUUGAGAAAAAAUAACCAAAUCGAUGAAAACCUUUAUGACUUUUCUGUAUAAUGUUCUUCCUUUGCAAUUUAACAUCAUCAAAAUUAACAACAAUUUAUCGAAAUUUGUUCUUGUUCAGAAUAUCCAAUUAGUAUUGCCGAUAUUGGCAUUAUUUUUAUAAUUAUUACUGUUAUAGUUAUUAUAAUAAAUCUAAAAAAAUACUUUACGGACAACAAAAACGUUUAUCGAUAGAAAAGAUGAGUGUUGACAGUAUCACAAUGGGUAUAGUGUACUGAAUUUUUAGUUUACUAGUUUCUUUUUUAGUCAGUUCAAGUUCCUAUCCAUGAAGAAAAACAAUGAGGGGUCUGCAGAUACAAAUAGAAUCAAUAUUAUGAUAUUCAAAUAUACCGAGGUAGAAAACUUCCGUCGGCCCGACUGUCGGCCGACUGAGUGUCCCGACUUAUUAAGUCGAAGAAAAUUCGGGAUUUCAGUCGGGCCGACGUCAGAUAUUCUGUUGAAUUCCCUUUAAGGCUGAAUGUCAAAAUAUUGAAAAAAAAUUCCCUCUCACAGAUUUUGAUCAAAGUAGGCUUAUUUUUUUAGUGAAAUAAAGAUCUAUUUUAUCAAUUUUUUUUUGUAAUUUUCUACCACGAUUUAAGCGAGAUAAUUGGGGUCAAAGUUGACGCUUUUUACACACGCAUAGGAAGCAUCGGCACGUUUUCACUUCUAUUGAAAAAACGCUCUCACAAAAAACCUUUAUUUUACUACAGCUAAUACUUCUUCAAAUUACGAAAAUAAUAAAAAAAAAAUCAUCGAUUUCUACCACGGAUUUUGAAAGUUAUUAAUUAUUUAAGAAUAUUAAAAACAGUCAAAAAGUACCGGGUGAAGCAUUGAAAAUCUGCUGAAGUAGAUUAGUGUGUGUAAAUACACUCAUACUUUUAAAGACGCGGCAGUAAAGUAUAAAAAUUUUAGACAUUAGGGGGCGCUUAUUAUUUUUUUUAACUAUGGUUAUAAGGGUGCCCUUUUGCACCCAAAGAGUCGUCCUACUUUGGGAUUUACAUUCAGCCUUAAGGGAUUUGGACGAUUUUUUUCGGAAUAUGAGAAAGAAAUGAAAUUUAUACAGUAGAUUUUUGAAAUACUAAUACAUUUUAUGUGAUUUUUUGGUAAUUGUUUGGAAGCUCGUUUUUUUUUUAUUAAUUUUUAAAGUUGACAACUUUUAACAUUGGUUCUUAUGGAGAAUGCGAUUUUUGUCAAAAAAAAAUUUAUUAAAAUACCAAUAUCUCCAAUCGACAAUAUGACAUCAUGAAAAAAAAACUAUCGGGUUAUAAAAUGAGACAAAAGAAAACGUAUAGAAAAAAAAUAAAAGAGGUUUGGAGCAUAGUUUUUUUACAAUUAAUAAUUAAAGUAUGAAAAAAUGGAUUUUUAUGAGGAAUUAUUGAAAAAUCACUAGAGACCUCUUGCGGAUGACUUCUAGAAACACAAUAUUUCUAUGAGUGCGAAAAAGACAAAAAACAGAGAAAAAAUGUUGUCUCACUCUUCGUUUUAAAAAAUCGUCCACAUCCCUUAAGUAAAAAAUUUAGAAUAUCGAUUGCAUUUUCCCAAAGAAACUAAAUUGUUGAUGAAUAGACUAUUUAUGUUUGUACUUUGUUUCUAAUCAUUCUAAUCAUGAAUAUUUUUCAAUAGAUAAAGUAUAAUUUUUUUUUUUUACUCGAAUUAACUUUAAAAUCACAUCUUGAGGUUGUAGUCGGGAUUUUGGGCCACAUUUAUGAGAAAACGGUUCUCAUCCAAUUUCUGUAUAUCGAAAAUACUAAGCCUGCUGUUUUACCGGCAGGCUAGCGACGAGUAAUUUUAAAUAUGCAACUUUAACAAUCAUGUUCAUGUUUAGGUCGGUUUGAAUUAAAAACAACAAGUUUAAUAAAUCAAAAAAUCGUCUUAAAUAUUGUGUUAGAAUAUAAUUACCGAUUGUUUUAACAUCUGUAUAUUGUAUUGUUGACUCAGGUAUAUUACUAUCAUGAUUAUAAUCAUUACCAUGUAGAAAACCAGGUAGCGAACCAUACUGCUUUUCCUUGAACAUUUUUAUUCAUUUAAUAAAUAAAAUACAUGUAAUUUUAUUUAAAAAGAAUAAAAAUGUCCAAGGAAAAGUAGUAGCUAAGGAAGAGAUGUAGCUAAGAAAUUAAUGUUGCUAAAGAAUUAUGUUUUGAGAAAAUAAUGUUGCUCAAAAUAUAAUUUUUUGGCAACUUUAAUUCCUUAGCUACAUUCUUUCCUUAGCUACUGCUUUUUCAUGCACAUUUAUCCUCUUUAAAAAUAAAAUUACAUGAAUAUUACGUAUUGAAUAAAUAAAAAUAUCCAAGGAGAAAAAAUAUAGCUGAGCAAUUAAGGUUGCCAAAAAAUUAUAUUUUGAGCAACGUUGUUUCCUUAAGACAUAAUUCUUCGGCAACCUUAAUUUCUUAGCUACAUCUUUUUCUUACCUACUGCUUUUCCUUGGAUUUUUUUAUUUAUCCAAUAAAUAAUAUUCAUGUAAUUUUAAUUUCGAAAAAUAAAAAUGUCCAAGGAAAAGUAGUAGCUAAGGAAUUAAGGUUGCCAAAGAAUUAUGUUUUAAGGAAAUAAUAUUGCUUGAAAUAUAAUUUUUUGGCAACUUUAAUUCCUUAGCUACAUCUUUUUCUUAGCUACUGCUUUCCCUUGAACAUUUUUAUUUAUUUCAGAAAUAAAAUACAUGUAAAUUUAAUUUUUAAGAAUACAAAUGUCCAAGAAAAAGCAGUAGCUAAGGAAAGAAUGUAGCUAAGGAAUUAAGGUUGCCAAAAAAUUAUAUUUCAAGCAACAUUAUUUCCUUAAGAAAUAAUUCUUUGGCAACCUUAAUUCCUCAGCUACUACUUUUCCUUGGACAUUUUUAUUUUUUAAAAAUAAAAUUACAUGAAUAUUAUUUAUUUUUAAAAAAAAAUGAUGAAACAGUUGCUGAAGCAACUGUGCCUGCCCUGCGGGGGGAAUUUCAAUUUCUUUAUUGAAAUUCGUGAUUACAAAUUAUUAUCUAUUGUUACAAUGAUUACUGUUACAACUGAAAAUUAUUCAUCAUUUUGUUUGUUCCUUCCAUAUUUUCUUUAGUAAAUUUAGUAUCUUUACUUGGUUUAUUAAAUUUUUUUUAUUCAAAUUUUAUUUUCCUUCAUAAUCACUGUCGUCUGCUAAUGUUAUUGUUCUUUUUUUCAAUAACCGUCCUGUCAUUGCAUAUAGAAAUUCUAUUUCAUUCAUUGCUAUUAUGACUGCGGUGAUAUCUAUAUAAUAACAUUAUCAGCAUUGAAAUUUUUUUUUUUUUUUUUUUCUGUUAAAAUAAUUUUACCUGCCCAUGAAUUAUUUGGUAGAUGAUUUCUUGUAUUUUUUCGAUUCGGAAUUGAUCUUUAUUAUAUUUUCAUUUUUCUCAUCGUCUUCGAAUUUUAUAUUAGCCUCUUUUUAUUAUCUUUUGUUGAUUAACUUUUCUCACUAAUCCUUCAGUGUCCAUAUAUUUUUUGUUCAACUUGAAUAUUUAAUAAUUUAUCAUAUGUUAAUAAUUUUCCUUUUCAUUUUAUCCAUUUUAUUGAUAACGGUACCUCAAUAAAUUCAUGAUCUUCAUUUGCAGCUUCUCCAAAAAAAAAUACAUCUUAUUUUGUCACUCUCAUCACAUAUAUCUAUCGUAAAUUUUUUACCAGUUUCUCGUUCGUUUUCCCAUUCCUUUAUUUCACUUUUAUUCAUAAUUCGUGCUCGAAGUGUAUCACUGUAUUGAAUUUUUAAUUUAAUUUUUUAUGUAAAUUAUAUUCAUUUCUAAUUUUUGACU
Molecule: messenger RNA, 7877 nt
Organism: Aphidius gifuensis
Lineage: Eukaryota; Metazoa; Arthropoda; Insecta; Hymenoptera; Braconidae
Product: acetylcholinesterase
Exons: 6
Coding region: 455-2290 (611 amino acids)
Biological process (GO): choline metabolic process; acetylcholine catabolic process in synaptic cleft
Cellular component (GO): plasma membrane
Molecular function (GO): acetylcholinesterase activity
Source: RefSeq, a predicted model, not a curated record